AUGCGACAAGAACAAUUAAAUCAAACCGCAUUUGUGAAGCCAUCCAAUCAAACCAAACUUGAAUACAAAAUUCAUUUACAAGCUUCUAUUGAUGUGGUGAGACUUCUUUUGAAUCAAGGAUUGGCAUUCCGUGGACAUCGUGAAGAUGCAUCAUCAUUGAAUAAGGAGGAUCUAAAUGGUGAUUAUUUCACAUUGCUAGUAGAUGAAUCCUGUGGUGUGUCACAUAAGGAGCAAAUAACAAUUGUUUUGCGAUAUGUUGAUGGUGGGAGAUCUAUUGUGGAACGAUUUCAAGGGAUUGUCUAUGUUCAUAAUACCAGUGCGUUAUGUUUAAAUGAAGCAGUCGUUAACUAUCUUACUCAUUUGAGUUUAUCUUGUAUACGAGGGCAAUGCUAUGAUGGAGCAAGGAAUAUGCAAUGGCAUCUAAGUGGCCUUAAAGCUUUGAUUUAG
Molecule: messenger RNA, 447 nt
Organism: Capsicum annuum
Lineage: Eukaryota; Viridiplantae; Streptophyta; Magnoliopsida; Solanales; Solanaceae
Exons: 2
Coding region: 1-447 (148 amino acids)
Source: RefSeq, a predicted model, not a curated record